Molecule: messenger RNA, 1713 nt
Organism: Pipistrellus nathusii (Nathusius's pipistrelle)
Lineage: Eukaryota; Metazoa; Chordata; Mammalia; Chiroptera; Vespertilionidae
Source: the annotation of a GenBank genome assembly
AUGGAGGGCGCGGGCGGGCGCGCGGAGGAGCGGGCGCCGCUGCUGGGCGCGCGGCGGGCGGCGUUCGCGGGCCGGCGGCUGGCGUGCGCCGCGGUGCUGCUGACGGAGCUGCUGGAGCGCGCCGCCUUCUACGGCGUCACGGCCAACCUGGUGCUGUUCCUGAACGGCACGCGCUUCGGCUGGGAGGGCGCGCAGGCCAGCCAGGCGCUGCUGCUCUUCAUGGGCCUCACCUACCUGGUGUCGCCCUUCGGCGGCUGGCUCGCCGACGCGCUGCUCGGCCGGGCGCGCGCCAUCCUGCUCAGCCUGGCGCUCUACCUGCUGGGCAUGCUGGCCUUCCCGCUGCUGGCCGCGCCCGCCACGCGCGCCGCGCUCUGCGGGGCCCCGCGCCCCACGGGCGGCCGCAACUGCUCCGCGCCGCCCUGCGCCGACGCGCCCGCCCGCUACUGCGCGCCCGCCGCGCUCGGGGCGCUGGUGGUCGUGGGCCUGGGCGUGGGCGCCGUCAAGGCCAACAUCACGCCCUUCGGCGCCGACCAGGUGAAGGACCGCGGCCCCGAGGCCACCCGCCGGUUCUUCAACUGGUUCUACUGGAGCAUCAACCUGGGCGCGCUGGUGGCGCUGGGCGGCGUGGCCUACGUGCAGCAGAACGUGAGCUUCGUGACCGGCUACGCCAUCCCCGCCGUCUGCAUCGGCGUGGCCUUCCUCACCUUCCUGGGCGGCCUGAGCGUCUUCGUCACCAAGCCGCCCGACGGCAGCGCCUUCACCGACGUGGCCAAGGUCCUGGCGUACUCCUGCCGCCGCCGGCCGCCCGCGGACCCCGGCCCCGGCGGGGGAGGCAGCGGGGCCCUCGGGCCGCCUUCUAAACACGGUCUGUUUGAUUCCUGUAAGAUGGCCCGGGGCGGGCCCUUCACGGAGGACACCGUGGAGGACGUGCGGGCCCUGGUCAAGGUCGUGCCCGUGUUCCUGGCUCUGAUCCCCUACUGGACGGUGUACUUCCAGAUGCAGACCACGUACGUCCUGCAGAGUCUCCACCUGCGGAUCCCGGAGAUCCCCAGCCUGGCGGGCCGGGCGCACACGGUGCCGGCCGCCUGGCUCACCAUGUUCGACGCGGUGCUCAUCCUGCUGCUGAUCCCGCUCAAGGACAAGCUGGUGGACCCGGUGCUGCGCCGGCGCGGGCUGCUGCCGUCCUCGCUCAAGCGCAUCGCCGUGGGCAUGUUCUUCGUCACGUGCUCCGCCUUCGCCGCCGGGAUCCUGGAGAGCAAGCGGCUGGACCUGGUGCGGGGAGGCACCGUGAACCAGACCAUCGGCAACGUGGUGUACUUCGCUGCAGACUUGUCCAUCUGGUGGCAGGUGCCCCAGUACGUGCUCAUCGGCUUCAGCGAGAUCUUCGCAAGCAUAGCCGGCCUGGAGUUCGCGUACGCGGCGGCGCCCAAGGCCAUGCAGAGCGCCAUCAUGGGGCUGUUCUUCUUCUUCUCGGGCGUCGGCUCCUUCGUGGGCUCGGGGCUGCUGGCCCUCGUGUCCACCCCGGCCAUCGGCUGGAUGAGCAGUCACACGGACUUCGGCAACAUCAACGGCUGCCACCUCAACUACUACUUCUUCCUGCUGGCCGCGGUGCAGGCCGCCACGCUGCUGCUGUUCCUGCUAGUGUCCGUCCGCUACGACCGCCAGCGCGCCCGGGCCUCCGCGCCCGCGACGCCCGGCAGCCGCAGGGCCUGA